Messenger RNA from Pelmatolapia mariae (spotted tilapia), 2608 nucleotides. RefSeq names its product synaptoporin a (gene synpra). The record is from RefSeq and is a predicted model, not a curated record. Bases 136 to 987 code for a protein of 283 amino acids. The transcript is spliced from 6 exons. Gene Ontology annotation, cellular component: synaptic vesicle; synaptic vesicle membrane. Lineage: Eukaryota; Metazoa; Chordata; Actinopteri; Cichliformes; Cichlidae.
UCGGAAUCAGAGCUCAGAGCGCCUCACUGUUAUCGCCACAGACACAUCAAUCGGGUCCUGGUUCUCGGUUCUCGGUUGCUCAUAUACUCACGCUAGUAGAAAAACAAAAAGAGCCCAAAGUACCCUGCUUUUGAAAUGGACACCGCCAACCAGCUCGCUUCUGCGGGGACGUUUCAAGUACUUAAAUUACCUCUGGGAUUUAUCCGUGUUUUGGAAUGGCUCUUUUCCAUCUUCGCAUUUGCAACAUGUGGCGGUUAUACUGGGCAGCUGUGGGUUAGCGUGGACUGCAUGGAGAAGGCCAGCAGCAACCUCAGCAUUGGCAUUGACUUUGGUUAUCCUUUCAGGUUGCACCAGGUGUCCUUUGAAGCGCCCAUGUGUGAAGCCAUGAGGAGGGAGCGUGUUUUCCUGACCGGAGACUAUUCAUCCUCUGCUGAGUUCUUUGUCACCAUUGCAGUCUUCGCCUUCCUUUAUUCCCUCAUGGCUGCCAUUAUCUACAUCUUCUUUUUAAACAAGUACCGCGAAAACAGCCGAGCACCACUCAUUGACUUUGUAGUGACAGUAGUGUUCUCCUUCUUGUGGCUGGUCAGUUCCUCCGCUUGGGCCAAGGCCCUGUCUGAUGUCAAAGUGGCCACCGAUCCAGAUGAGGUGCAGCUUCUCAUCUCUGCCUGCAAAGACCAGAUCAACAAAUGUGGAUCUGUGCAUGGACCUCGCUGGUCUGGACUCAACACCUCAGUGGUUUUUGGGUUUCUCAACUUUGUUCUAUGGGCUGGAAACAUCUGGUUUGUCUUCAAGGAGACCGGCUGGCACAAGGGUGCUUCAAGAUUUGCAGCCGGGGCGUCUGAGAAGCAGGGCGGCACAUUUAGCCAGCAGUCAUACAACCAGGGAAGUUUUGACCAGUCAGGGAGCUACAACACCCAGGGCAAUAUGGGUCAGCCAUCUGAGUACAGCCAGGUGGGAGGGCCCACUUCCUACCCCAGUCAAAUGUAAUUGUCUUUUUUCAUUUUGCAAGUAGCACCUCAGCGUCUUUAAGCAGGGCAAUCAGGCGUGAUAGAAGAAGACGGAAGUAAAGUUUGUCUGUGCAGAAUACAAAACGGUGGUCAUAAAACCAAUGUCGGUGUGUCCAAGUACACUCAUUGUAGAUACAAGUGUUGUUGGGUAAAAUUAUUAGAUAUAGUCUUUUACUCCUUCUCUUUCAGAGGUGUUGUUUGCUGAAUGCUGUAUUUCUUGUAGUCUGAAACACAUUAGUAACAGUUUCUCUCUCUCUCUCUCUCUGUGCUCAGUAAUUGACAUACAAUGUUCUGAUUGGAUGUCUUUUCCAAAGUGGUUUCCAUUCUGUCGUGGAAGGAAAAAGUACUCCGUGUUUGUAUACUCCAAAGUUUCCAAGUGCAUGAUGUUUUAUGUGUUCUAAUACGCUUUCUGUGAAACAAAGGGGGGUGGGGGGACAUGCAUUUUAUCUCUGAAAGUUUACACCCUGACUGAUUACUAGACGUUCAUCAGUUAAGUAUUACUACAAGUGUAAUUUGUUUUUAAUCUAAUAAGAAAAAUAUUUUGAUAAUGGGAAUUCACAUAUCAAUUCAGAAUAAAUUCUGUGAUUUGUCUGUGACACAAAUGCAUUCCAGCUUCAUUCUAACACUGGCUAUUGACGGUGUCAAAAAGUCUUCAAAAACUAAGGCAAUAACUUCAUUCUGCAAAACAUACAGGGAAUGUGCAAGAAAACCAAAUUCUAUAUGCAACCAUUGCAGCAUGUAGUUUCUGUUCCUUUCAUUUUCAUUUCUUCUGCACAGGCAGCAUCACUUUGGCAUUUUAUUUGUAAAGAGGGAGUUUGUCUCCCCUUAUUGUUUGCAAGUGGCUGCUCCUGCUACAAAUGCCUGGGACUGCUUCCUAUGCCAUCGUCAGACUGAUGAGUAAUUCCAGAUCCAAGUUCCACCUCUCUAAAGCAUGACCAGAGCAUCCACACACACACUAAUAAAGCCCAGCAAAAAAGCUAUAGUGACAACAGAAGACUAGUGAAUAUUAGAUUCAUCUGUAUAUAAUGGCUACUGAGCUUUAGUUUACUUUAAAAAUCACAGUUCCUUUCUGCACCACAGAGGUGUGACUUCAUGUAUGGUAAAGUCAAAAUCAAAGGAUAAUGCGUGGUUGCUGUUUGUUUACAUUAAUGAGACUUGUGCAACCCUGUUCUUUGAACUUCUAAGCAUGUGGCUCGCAUCAGUGUAAUAAAGUAGACCGAACAUCCAUGCACUGUAUAAUAAUCUGGCAUCCUUGAUGACUGUGUACAGGUCAGGAAUUCAGGAAUUCAUCCUAAUAAAAUGUAUAAAUUUGUCCAUAAACGACUUCUUCAUCUGUUCUGAUAUCUUGAUUUGAUCUGUAACCUCUGACCCUUUUCCUUGAUUUCCCAAGAACAAAGCAAGGACACACUGCUGUCUUUCUGUUUGAUAUAAGAAACAGUGAUGUGCACUGCAAACUGAGACACAAAUGUAUGUGGUGUCUCUGCGUGUAGGUUUUGGAGUGUCACUAGAACAGUUCAUCUUUUACCGUACCUUGUUCACGUUCUGAACUACACUAUAGAAAAUAAAGCAAAGAGCAAUAAACACAUCCAUGGAUUUCAUCA